Messenger RNA from Eucalyptus grandis, 2272 nucleotides. Its product is annotated as E3 ubiquitin-protein ligase At1g12760. The record is from RefSeq and is a predicted model, not a curated record. NCBI's taxonomy places the organism in Eukaryota, Viridiplantae, Streptophyta, Magnoliopsida, Myrtales, Myrtaceae. The transcript has 5 exons. Bases 416 to 1687 code for a protein of 423 amino acids.
CCCCCCUCCCUCCUCGCUCGAUCUCCAGUCCACUUCGCCGAGCUGCGUUCGCUCUCUCCUUCUUCCUCUUCCUCCGUCUUGGUGGGUUGAUGCGAAUCUGGGUAAUCGAUGGCAUUCGUGAUUUCCGACGUGCGGCUCUUCUUGGAAAUGAUAUGACCGGCCGAUGAUGCGCAUCGAAUCUUGAUUUUGCGAAUUCUGCUCAGAGGUUUCUUAGAAGAGAAGCUCGAUGAUCGGUUUAUUUGUUGACAUUUGCUGAAUGCCAAGAGUCAGGAGUUCUGUUGAAAGAUGAUAAAAUUUUCAUAUGUUUUUGAGCUAUUAUUCAUUGGAGCAAGUUCAAUAAGACAGGAAGCUCGUGACUUAUAACUUACUAUGUUGGACACUCCUGCCAUAUAGGUUUGUCUUUGGGUCGACUUAGAUGGAUGUUGGAGCUCCCGAACGACAUAGAGAUAGUCAGAUAGAUCGGUAUCCUUUGCUAAUGGAACAAGUGGAGAGUAGUAAUGGUCAUCAGCACAUAAUUGAUGUAGAGAGAAAUGGGGACGCCUCAUUGACAGCAUCUCAUGGUGAUCAGCAACGCAGGGUAGACUUGACAGAGGAUGAGGAUGGACUUUCGCCUAGCAUGCCAGCCCCUGCGGAUCAAACAACUGUAAAUUCAUCAAACAGAUUGAACUCCGUGAAUUCCUCUAGCACGAGAAGGAGUGAUGAUUACCACCAGCAUCGAACAAGUCCAUUGAAUUCUGGACUAUGGAUUUCAGUGGAGUUAGUUGUCACCGUGGGUCAAAUUAUAGCAUCCAUGGUAGUUUUGUCAUUGUCAAGACAUGAAAAUCCAGAGGCUCCACUAUUUGCAUGGAUUGUAGGUUAUGCAUCUGGUUGUGUGGCGACGCUGCCUAUUCUUUACUGGCGUUAUCGUUCUGGCAACCGUGGUAGUGAUCAGCAGUCCAGUCGAUCCCAUCAAGGGACUUCUCAUAGCAGUCAAUCAGAGCCUAGAUCUUAUACAGCCAUCUCUGUCACACAGUCCACAGAUGAGGGCAAUCAACAUUCUGAAGAAUCGGCAUCAUGGAAUGGCCAAAUUGCAGACACUCUGAGUUCACGAAUUAGUGGGCUGGUGGACCAUUUCAAGAUGGCCUUAGACUGUUUUUUUGCUGUAUGGUUUGUUGUCGGCAAUGUGUGGAUUUUCGGAGGUCACUCUUCACCUUCUGAUGCUCCAAAACUGUAUAGGUUAUGUAUAGUAUUUCUAACUUUUAGCUGUAUUGGAUAUGCCAUGCCUUUUAUACUAUGCGCAACAAUUUGUUGCUGCCUACCUUGCAUAAUGUCUGUUCUGGGCAUCCGAGAAGACUUUUCACAGACAAGAGGAGCCACCUCAGAAUCCAUCAAUGCUCUUCCUAUCUACAAAUUCAAGGUGAAGCAAGACUUAAAUGCUGACGGCGAGGAAUUUAUCACAGGAGGAAGUGAAGGUGGGGUCUUAGCUCCAGGGACAGAAAAGGAGCGUUUCUUGUCGGGAGAAGACGCAGUUUGCUGUAUUUGCUUGUCAAGAUAUGCAGAUAACGAUGAACUAAAAGAGCUACCUUGUCACCAUGUCUUCCACGUUGAGUGCAUUGAUAAAUGGUUAAAGAUCAAUGCUUCAUGCCCCCUCUGUAAAAGUGAGAUUAGCGAGAGCAGUGGGCUUUCGCAAUCUGACAGAGACAGCUAGAACUGAGGACGAGUUUCAAGUAGCUCAAGAAUUUGCAUAAGGGAGCUGCCCAUGAAUGUGCCAACUACAAUGUUUGCUCAUCGGACUUGCGAUGAAACAGGGCCUCUUCGCAGAGACGUGUAUUAACUUGGCACAGGUAGCAAGAGGUUAUAUCUGCAAAGAGGUUCUCUUGGGACGUGUCGGAUGAUUUACCGUUGCUACACUACACUAUGGAGAAGUGAAUCUUUUGCUUGGGAGUGGUCCCACCUUCUCAGGACAUGUAAAUGUGUGAGGUCGAAGUUGAAUGCUCGGCUCAUACGCCGGGUCCCGUGAAACGAUCUGGGGGUGCUGCAAUGGCAAAGGAAUCUUUGCGCACAGAUCCUAUCUCAGGAUAAUGGUAAUGAUGUAUAUAGCUUGUUCGAAAAUACAGUACAUGGUGUAUUUAAUCGCGUAAAUUGCGAUAAACUGUAACUAUUCAUCGUGUCAUGUUCUCCUAUUUUGGAGCCCUAGAGUGGCCAUGCUUAAGAUAGAUGGAGGACCUCAGUACUUUUGCUGUUACAGACAGUUACCCAAGGCUGAUCAAUAAAUAGCUAGCAUCGUGCGUAA